GGGGGAGGGGAGGGGUCAUUCCUUUGCAAUAAAGAGGCCUGUCUGGUCCCGGCUGUGCUUGUGGUGUUUUUCUGGUGGGAGGGGCUGCCUCGCGGGCUAAUCCUGGGGGAGGGGGGAAGGCUGCCCCGCGAGGGACUGAGUCGCCCCGUGGGCUUCUGGGCCACCUGGGGAUCGCCGCGCUUGAGAAGCGCAGCACACAGCAGGCGCUUAAGAAACGCGCUUUGCUCCGCAUCGGGGAUGGGGUUGGACAGCGGGGAGCUCCCGGGGGGCGCCUGCGCAGUUCGGGGCCUCUGUUCGCGCCCCCCCCACUCCUUCCCCCCGCGGGCAGCUCCGGCCCGGGCCUCCCCUGCCACUGCGCCUGCGUGGCCCUAGCAGGGCCCGCGGCAGCCGGUCCCGCGCCGCCGGCCGGGUAACAGUUGCCCCAGGCGACAGGACGCUCUGAGCCCCGGGCAUUUGUUCUGAGUCCCGGCUUGGGGACAGCGGGACUCGCCAUGGAGGGGCAGCCUCCGCCCGAGGAGGAGGAGGAGAGCGAGGAGAGCCAGCAGAGGCAGGCGAGGCGGGCCCGGCGGGCCAGUGUGGGUCGGACCGGGUCGGCCUCCGAGACCGCCGAGCCUGGCGAUGUGUCCGCCCGCGCAUCCCAAGCCAGCGUGGGGGCGCCGGCGUCCCAAACCAGCCUCAGGUGGUCCCUGCCCGCGGGGUCGAUGUCCAGCCUGGGGCUGCGGAUCGAAGACCUGGACGAGGAGAGCACGUCCCAGAUGGACACCCUCAGCCUGACGGGCCGGGUCCCGAGCCACGGCAGCAUGCCCGAAAACUUCCCCGGGGGCUUGGACGCUUCCCAGUACGGCUUCUUCCAGCCCAUGGACUUCCACACCGCCAUGUUCCAGCCCGAGCCCGUGCUGUCCUCCGGCAGCUUCCAGCCCGACGAGGAGGAGGAGCCUCACGGUCCCUACGCCCUGGACGACCCGCAGUACCGAGGCUCUCACCUGGACCCCGGCUUCGGCCCCUUUGACUACGAGCUGCCCGAGCCCGAGCCCCGGGAACUCAUGAUACAGAACGCCAAGGCCUACCUGCUGAAGACCAGCGUCAAGUGUGACCUUAGCCUGUACGAGCACCUGGUGAACUUGCUGACCAAGAUCCUGAACGAACGGCCAGAGGACCCCUUGGCCAUCUUGGAGUCCAUGAACCGCACGGUCCAGGAGGAAUGGUUCCACAAGAAGCUGGAUACCCUGAGGGACGACCCCGAGAUGCAGCCGACCUACGAGAUGGCCGAGAAGCAGAAGGUCCUGUUCCUCCGUGGGGCGGGAGAGGGCGAGCAGGAGAUGGAAGAGGAGUCCUCGGAGAUCCCCGUGCCCAACAUCAUCGAGUCGGCCUUCUACUUCGAGCAGGCGGGCGUGGGGCUCAACUCGGACGAGACCUUCCGCAUCUUCCUGGCCCUCAAGCAGCUGGUGGAGCAGCAGCCCAUCCAGACGUGCCGCUUCUGGGGCAAGAUCCUGGGCCUGGAGCGCAACUACCUGGUGGCCGAGGUGGAGUUCCGCGAGGGCGAGGAGGAGGAGGUGGAGGAGGAGGGUGAGGAGCUGGUGGAGGGGGCGGGCGAGGCGAUGGAGGGCCGCGACGAGGAGGAGGGCGAGGAGGACGAGGAGAAGGAGGUGGACGAGCCGCCCAAGUCCACGUGGAAGCCCCCGCCCGUGAUCCCCCGCGAGGAGAGCCGCACCGGGGCCAACAAGUACCUCUACUUCGUGUGCAACGAGCCGGGGCGCGGCUGGAGCAAGCUACCCCACGUCACGCCCGCGCAGAUCGUCAACGCGCGCAAGAUCAAGAAGUUCUUCACGGGCCGCCUGGAGACGCCCAUCAUCAGCUACCCGCCCUUCCCCGGCACCGAGGCCAACUACCUGCGCGCGCAGAUCGCGCGCAUCUCGGCGGGCACGCAGAUCAGCCCGCUCGGCUUCUACCAGUUCGGGGAGGAGGAGGGGGACGAGGAGGAGGAGGGCGGCGCCGGGCGCGACAGCUACGAGGAGAACCCGGACUUCGAGGGCAUCCCCGUGGUGGAGCUCGUGGACUCGCUGGCCAACUGGGUGCAUCACACCCAGCACAUCCUGCCCCAGGGUCGCUGCACCUGGGUGAAUCCCAACCAGAAGUCCGAGGAGGAAGAGGAGCUGGGUGAAGAAGAGGAGAAGGCCGAUGAACCAGAUGAGGCGGAACAGGAAAUUGGACCCCCCCUCCUGACCCCAUUGUCUGAAGAUGCAGAAAUCCUGCAGUUGACCCCCUGGACAGCCCGACUCUCCUGCAGCCUCUGCCCUCAGUACUCUGUGGCAGUGAUUCGAUCCAACCUAUGGCCUGGCGCCUACGCUUACGCCACUGGCAGGAAAUUUGAGAACAUCUACAUCGGCUGGGGCCACAAGUACAGCCAGGAUAACUUCAACCCCGUCCUGCCUCCGCCGGUGCAGCUGGAGUACGUGAUUGGGCCUGAGACCAUGGAGAUGGUGGACCCCACGGUGGAAGAGGAGCAGGCCCUGAAGGCCGCUCAGGAGCAGGCCCUGGCUGCAGCGGAGGAGGAGGAGGAGGAGGAUGAGGAUGAGGAGGAUGAGGAUGCUGAUGACUAAGGGAAGGGGGGUUUCUUAUCUUGUGAAUAUGAAGAGAAUGAUUUAUUUUCUACGUUGCAGAAGAGUGGAGUGUUUUCCUUUAAGUGUCCCCUAGUAACAUUGCUCCCUUAGUUCAGGCCUGGCUCUGACGCCCUCCUUCUGCUGCUUAGGCCCCUGAGCUCGCCUGCCCUCCCCCAGACCCAGGCGAGGCCCCUCCACAUCCUUCCCUCCCUCUAGCCUUUCCGCAAGUCCCUUAUUUCAGCUCCUUUAGGAAGCUCGCCUCCGGACAAUCUCAGGAGCGCCCCGCCUUCCCGUCGCUAGGGAAGCGGCGUGGUUGCUGGGGAACCGCCCAUUCUCAGCUGCGUUUUGACUCGGAGGUCCCGCCCACCUUGAUCGGGUCCAAUCACAAUUCG
Messenger RNA from Antechinus flavipes (yellow-footed antechinus), 2992 nucleotides. RefSeq names its product radial spoke head 6 homolog A (gene RSPH6A). Gene Ontology annotation, biological process: cilium assembly; axoneme assembly; cilium movement involved in cell motility. Lineage: Eukaryota; Metazoa; Chordata; Mammalia; Dasyuromorphia; Dasyuridae. Gene Ontology annotation, cellular component: radial spoke; axoneme. The coding region runs from base 492 to 2600 and encodes 702 amino acids. The record is from RefSeq and is a predicted model, not a curated record. The transcript has 6 exons.